Molecule: messenger RNA, 1791 nt
Organism: Paraglomus brasilianum
Lineage: Eukaryota; Fungi; Glomeromycota; Glomeromycetes; Paraglomerales; Paraglomeraceae
Source: the annotation of a GenBank genome assembly
AUGAAGCACAAGCCAACGUUUUUCGAAGAGGUCCCCCACGAUAAUCGCGUCCAUCUUGAAGAUGUGGAUGCCACUCCCAUUCAUCACAAUUCCAACAUCACGACCAAUACCACCCUCCUCCCUUCUUUUACUUACUUGGUGUAUCUUCAUAGAUCAGUGAGGAAUCUGCUCUUCAGUCUGAUAUUCGACUGGAAUAUGGUCUUUAUGCAUCCAUUGAAUUUCCUCAUCCUCGUGACGGUAUUUCCGGCGUUUAUGAUUGGAUUGGUGGUUAUUGGAUUGUCUUUGCAUCUUGGGUAUUCGUUGGGUAUGGGCAAGGCAAUUAAGAAGAUUGGUGACAAGUGGGGAGGUGGCUUAUCUCCAGUCAAUUGGUGGGAUCCACGGAUAUUCUCGGAUGAAGUAUCGUCUAUAGUUAACAAUGCUAUCCAAGCUAUGGACGAACCUCAACACAUACCUUCGGAUUCAGUGCCCGGGGCCAAGUUACCGUCCGUUCAACCCAAAACCUUCAAUAUCGACAUCGCAGAGUUUCUCCUUUUCGUGUCUGCCCUAAUCUACGAAAGAGACGAUAACAUCGUACACGAAGCCCACGAACAAAUGUCCGCAUUCAAGCUUGAUCCGGCCCUCCGUACACCAGAGUCUUACCAGCAAAUAAAUCUAAAACUGCGCGACUCUGAAAAAUUUAUUCAUGAUCAAGCACAUAAAUGGGGAUUGCAAUUCAUUUCCCUAUCAGAACUGAACAGUCUCGGCGGGCCAUUUGCUGGGAUGUUUUGGAGUUUGCAACAUAACUUUAUCAUUGUAGCAUUCAAAGGUACCACGCCAACCAAUGUAGAGGAUUUCCUUGUCGAUGCGUUGUUCCAGCGGUGUGAUGCUCGCCCCUUCUUGUUCGGCGACGUGCACGAAGGAUUCUAUACCUCUUUGUUCCCUGAAUCGCAUGCUUCGGCUAGGUCGGGUUCGGCUAGUCCCUAUUUUACUAUCAUGAAAGGAAUAAAAGCCAAGGCAUUGGAGAUUAAGCAGGCAAUGGAAAAGAUGAACCCCCCGAAAAAGGAUCCGGUAAAUAUUUGGAUUACUGGGCAUUCGUUGGGUGCUGGAUUGGCAACAUUGUUCUACUCUAGACUGCUGUUGUCUCCUAAAGAUUUGGGUCCAAAUGCUAUAUUAAGAGAUGCGUAUCUAAUUGGUACACCUGCAGUUGGCGAUUCCGACUUUGCCGCACAAUUCGCCGCACACAGCAGCCGCCCAUACGAUCGUCAUAAUACUCUUUGGCGAAUAAUCGAUGACAUUGACAUUAUCACCAAACUUCCCCCUGGUUUCAAUAAUCCGUAUAUAAGCCAGCAUAUAAGCAAGAACAACAUUCUUAACUAUGCUCAUGUCGGUGAAGGUAUUCGAUUUUUCCAGGACGGGCGCUUGCCUCAAGCUACUAGGAAUGUAUUCACCUCUGGCAACGAAGCGGUGAUUGUUGAAAAGGCGAAAUCGAAUGGAUUUGCGCUGAAAGGUUUGUUUACGUUUAACAGUCUGUGGAAUGGAAUUAAGGAACCGCUUAACGGCAUCAGCGGCGAUGAUGCGGACGAUGACGAUCAUGUCAAGCGGAGAUUGAGAAAUCUAAGGGAUAUUGCAGAUGGAAAGCCGUUCGUGCACAAGCCAGAGAGUCCAUUAUGUUUGGUUGAGAAAGUGUUGCCGACUUUCUUCAGGAACCAUCUCCCUGCGAGGUACUUCCAAGCCAUGCAGAGAGCAAGAGUGUAUUUUGAUGAGGAUGCGAAAGGCUCUCAAGGCUUGAAAAAGGACGUGUUGACGAAUUAA